AUCCUAAUGUGAAAAUGAAGUCCCAGGCAACCAUGAUUUACUGUUUAAUGUUAUAUCUGGCCAUAGAAUGUUCCCACUAUAAAUCCAAGAUUUACAUAAAAGCUGGAGAUAAACUUCAAAGUUCUGAAGGGAAACCCAAGCCUGGAAGGGUACCAGAAAAAUGCCACGGGCCUUGCAUCUCGUCUUCCGUCUGCAGCCAUCCCUGUGCUAAGCAGUUUUAUGGAGAAAUAGGAUUUUCAUGUAAUAAAAAAAAGUGGCAAAAGUCAACUGAAACAUGUACCAGCCUUUCUGUGGAAAAACUCUUUAAGGGUCCAAAUAGCGAAUCUCGCCUUUCGGUAGCAGCAGCAUCAAUCCCUCUGCGCCUUCUUGACUUUCGAGCUCCGGAGCCCAUUGAGAGUGUAGCCCAAGGAAUCCGCAGACACUGUCCCGUCGAUUAUGCCUGCAUAAUUGAUGUUGUGAAAGCGUCAGAAGCCACGUCUGGGAAUAUCGCAUUUAUAGUGGAGUUAUUAAAAAAUAUUUCCACAGACUUGUCUGAUAAUGUUACCCGAGAAAAAAUGAAGAGCUACACUACAGUGGCCAACCACAUCCUCGACCCAGCAGCCAUCGCAAACUGGGCUUUCAUUCCUGACAAAAGCGCCAGCUCAGAUUUGUUGCGGUCAGUGAAUUCGUUUGCCAGGCAGCUCCACGUUCACGAUGAAUUUGAGAACAUUGCGGAUGAACUCUUCAUGCAGACAAAAGGGUUUCGCAUCAACCACAGUACCUCAGAGGGAAGUUUCAAUUUCUCCAUGAGCAUGAGCAAUGCAACAGAAGGUAUCUUAGGAAUGGUAGAAAUUCCCAGGCAAGAGCUGAGGAAACUGAGGCUGAACACAUCUCAAGCCAUCAGCAUAGCUUUUCCAACCCUGGGGGCUAUUCUGAAAGAGGCCCACCUGCAAAAUGGGAGUCUUCACAGACCGAUGAAUGGUCUGGUCCUAUCAUUGGCUCUACCAGAAGGAGUGAAAGAAAUCUUUCUCACCUUUGAAAGGAUCAAUCAAUCCCACAGUGCCAGGGCCCAGUGCGUUGGCUGGCACUCUGGGAAAAAGAGGUGGGCUGAGGAAGCGUGUAAGACUGUGCUGGGUGGUAAGAACAAGGUGAAAUGCCGUUGCAACUACACCAAUGUGGUGACGUCUUUUUCCAUUCUAAUGUCCCCCAAAUCUGUGACGGACAAAAUCUUGGAGUAUAUCACCUGCAUUGGGCUCAGCGUCUCGAUCCUCAGCUUGGUUCUUUGCCUGCUCGUUGAAGCCACAGUGUGGUCCCGGGUGGUGGUGACUGAGAUAUCAUACAUGCGUCACGUGUGCAUCGUGAACAUAGCGGUGUCACUCCUGACCGCUAAUGUGUGCUUCAUCAUCGGCUCAAACUUUAACAUAAAGGCCCAGGACCAUAAGUGGUGUGUCGCAGUGACAUUUUUCUGCCACUUCUUUUACCUCUGUCUGUUUUUCUGGAUGCUCUUCAAAGCUCUGCUCAUCAUGUAUGGAAUACUGGUCGUUUUCCGUAGGAUGCUGAAGUCCAGAAUGAUGGCCAUUGGCUUUGCCACUGGCUAUGGGUGUCCACUGGUCAUUGCUGUCAUCACAGUUGCCAUCACAGAGCCAAAGAAAGGCUACCUGAGACCUGAGGCCUGUUGGCUCAACUGGGACAGCACCAAGGCUCUUUUAGCAUUCGCUGCCCCGGCCUUGGUCAUCGUGGCUGUGAAUCUUGUGGUGGUUUUGAUUGUUGCUGUCAACACUCAGAGGCCAUCUAUUGGCAGUUCCAAGUCUCAAGAUAUGGCCAUUGUCAUGAGGAUCAGCAAAAAUGUUGCCAUUCUCACCCCAUUGCUGGGACUGACCUGGGGUUUUGGAAUAGCCACUCUUAUAGAAGGCACAGCCUUGAUUUUCCAUAUCAUCUUUGCCCUGCUCAACGCUUUCCAGGGUUUUUUCAUCUUGCUGUUUGGAACCAUUUCAGAUCACAAGAUAAGAGAUGCUUUAAAGAUGAAGAUGUCUUCGCUAAAGGGGAAAUCGAGGGCAGCAGAGAAUGCAUCCUUAAGCCCACCCAAUGGAUCUUAAUGAAUCGUUGAGGAUGAAAUAUGAGUAUUCAAAACUGAAGGAGAAACUUCACAUGCAGAUUGUACCAAGCCACUCAGUAUUCCUGUGAGCACACUAUUGCCUGCUACAUGACGCUGGAAGGAGGUGGGAAGGAUGAAGGGGACAUACCUUUCAGAGAAUGGAAACUUCUUUAUUGCCCAGCACAUACACGAAAAUAUGUACAUUUGCUUGAAAACCUAUGUCACUUCAAUUUACAUGACAAAACCUUAAGGAUGCUUUAUUUUCUGUCUUCAGUGAGAGGAUACUUUCAUCACACCUAUCCCUGCUCUGGUACAGGAUAGACCCUUGCUGUCUGCAGCACUCACACACUUUAAUUGCAGCUUGUCAGUGAGUGGUGACACUUAUAAUAGCCCCAUUGUUGAGAAGGAGGAAUUGAUUGUUUGAAAUCACAGAGCAACAGGCCUAUCUCUUCCUAAUGAAGUGGAGCCCAGAAUCAUUGCUAAAGUGUGUGGGUGAGGUUGUGGCAGCUUGUCUGCCUACUCACAGCCAAGCCCUGAGACUUAUUUCUACACAGGUGAAACCAUAAGGAAACACAUAUUAGGCAGCCAGGGGAGAAUAAGUCACAGAACCCAGCCAGGAGCCUGAGCGGUAACAGGGGAAGGUGGGCAAGGAUGAUCAGCUUUGGCCAGGGUUUUGUCUUGGAGAAGUUUCAUGGCCUUUUGCAUGGAUGGAGAUGAGUCUCAGACUUUUUAUUUUUUUAUUUUUAAUCUCCAGUUGGCAGUAGCCCCAUUUUUUUUUUCUUCUUCUUUACGUUUCUUUUGUUUCUGGGCCAUGGUCCAUAUAUUGAGCAAUGGGGCAAAGCAAGUAGUUGAAUCUCCUGAAACCAAAGACAUUCUGAGUUGGACGUACAAUUAAGAGACCUCCGUGUUACAGAUCCCAAUCACCUGAUGCUGCGCUGGUGUGGGACACUGGCAUGUGGCUCCAGGGAGAUUAGAAGGAGCAAGAGGGCUUUGUCAUAUACCCCGACUGGCUGUGUGAGGUGCUGGGGAAACAAAGAGGGGAGAAUCCAGGCAUAUUAUCCUUCAUCUGUUGUCCUCAUAUUGGGAUUUGUAUAGGAAAACUUGAAAAAAGGUCAACUUUCCAACCUCUGCCCAUUUCCUCGUCUGUAAAGUUCAUCCAUGGUAGAACAUUCCUAUGACAUUUCUUGACUUGUCACCAAUGGAAAGUCACUAAUUCAGAUGACUAUUAGAAACACAGCUGACCAUUCUAUGAAGGUCCUAAUUUGACAACCACCUGUUUUAGGAUUAUCAGAUUGCCUCAAGUGGAAGAGGCGCUGCCUGGGAAUAUUAUCCAGCCAUUUGAGAAGGGAAGUGUGGUGGAGGCUUUGCCCCCAGUUAGUUGGGUGCACUUGGUUGACCAUGGUAAAAACUGGAGAAAACCGUAGAAGUUAAGACCUGGCAUUAGAGUAUUAUGAGAGCUGAGAGGUACAAAGGGCUCUGCCAGUGUUAGGGGAAGUCUAGGGAGGAAAUGGGAACACACGGACAGUUCUCCAGGGAAGUCCUCACUACAUAAUUCUCUCACUUGCAAUUUAGUCUAGUUUGAGGUCUGAGGUGGGUGAGGGACUAAGGACUGCCUUCUUUCAGUACAUUCUGCACAGGUGGCCCCGGGUUUACUGAAUGUUCUCAGUAAUUGGGGCCUGUGCUUUUCCCAUGUGGACAAACCUGGCAUCAGGGGGUCUAUAACUGUAGCUGGGGUCAGGGAAGACCAUGUUAGUGACCCCAACAAGCACGACAGCACUGGGUGCAAAUUCACAGGACGAUGUCCUUUAAAGUCCAGAAUGGACAGCAGGCAGCACCAGAGGCUUCCGGAGGCAGAACAAAGGGCUCCUGGCAGAGGGUUUAGGGCACGACAGCUCAGGUGCACCCACAGGGUUUGGCAUGAGGAGGGUCGCAGUCCAGGGCAGGGCUAAACGAUGGGGAAAAAGCUAGUAUUUCAGACCUUUAACCAGAAUACAACAUCGGGGGCUCACCAGUCUCAGAGGUGGGCAGAAUUCCAGGGGGACAGGAGAUCAGAACUGGAUACCAAUGAGGACUGGGGCUCCUAAUGCGUGUCCGAGCUCCUCAUGUUCUGGUGACCUCAGCUCAGGAUGGAGACAGGUGUGUCAGGUGGGCCCAGGGGCGGGGAAGGACUGCAGAGGUAUGGAAACCGGGAAGUUUGCUUCUGGGUAUAGAUUCUCCCUGGGGU
Nycticebus coucang (slow loris) is the source of this 4298-nucleotide messenger RNA. RefSeq names its product adhesion G protein-coupled receptor F4 (gene ADGRF4). The record is from RefSeq and is a predicted model, not a curated record. The transcript is spliced from 8 exons. Gene Ontology annotation, cellular component: membrane. NCBI's taxonomy places the organism in Eukaryota, Metazoa, Chordata, Mammalia, Primates, Lorisidae. Gene Ontology annotation, biological process: G protein-coupled receptor signaling pathway; cell surface receptor signaling pathway. Gene Ontology annotation, molecular function: G protein-coupled receptor activity. Bases 15 to 2075 code for a protein of 686 amino acids.